AUGAGUACAAUACAAAACCUCAAGAACUUCAUCCGCCAUGGGAAACAGGCCCGUAUGUCUGUUGCCCAUGGUGAGCCUACCACCAACGUCACAGCCGUCCACGCAGAAUCCCAACGAAAACAGCAGCCGCAGUAUCAGCCCGGCAUGGCCACUGGCACCCUUGAUGCUAUCGAUCAACAUCAGCGCUCGAAUAAGGCCGCAUCGGCCACUACUACGAAGAACCAGGCCAGAGCCCAUGAACAAGAGAUCGAGCAGAUUAUUGCGGAGGAGAAGCUCAACCGUUCCAAGCUGCCCACCUACCCCGGCCUAGAACGAUACGUCCUCGUUGAGAAGAUGGGUGAUGGCGCCUUCAGCAACGUCUACCGCGCGCGAUACAAGUCUGGACAGUCAGGGGAAGUUGCUAUCAAGGUCGUCAGGAAAUUUGAGAUGAGCUCCAAACAGGGCAUUGAUCACCUUCACCCGAGCAUCAAGAAGAAGCAGGUGGAGCGUGCGAGUAUACUGAAAGAAGUUCAAAUAAUGCGCCAACUUGACCAUCCAAACAUAGUCAAACUGAUAGAAUUUUCGGAAUCACCCCAAUUCUACUACAUCGUCCUCGAGCUAUGUCCCGGGGGGGAGUUGUUCCACCAGAUCGUUCGUUUGACCUAUUUCAGUGAAAACCUAGCCCGCCAUGUUAUCGUACAGGUGGCGAAGGCGAUAGAGUAUUUGCACGAGGAAUCUGGUGUUGUUCAUCGUGACAUAAAACCGGAAAACUUGCUUUUCUAUCCAGCACCAUUUACUCCCACCAAAAACCCCAAGCCACCAGCCCCAGGUGACGAAGACAAGGUUGACGAAGGUGAAUUUGUUCCUGGAGUUGGGUCCGGCGGCAUCGGAGUGAUCAAAGUUGCAGACUUUGGCCUAUCAAAGGUCAUCUGGGAUAGCGAAACCAUGACCCCCUGCGGUACUGUCGGCUAUACCGCCCCAGAAAUUGUCAAAGAUGAGCGCUACUCUAAAUCGGUUGACAUGUGGGCGUUAGGAUGUGUUCUCUACACUCUGCUAUGUGGUUUCCCGCCCUUUUAUGACGAAUCCAUCCAAGCACUGACAGAGAAGGUUGCGCGUGGGCAAUACACCUUCCUCUCCCCUUGGUGGGACGACAUAUCUAAAUCUGCGCAGGACUUAGUUUCACAUCUCCUCACCGUUGACCCUGACAAACGUUAUACCAUAAAAGAGUUCCUUGCACACCCCUGGAUUAGAGAGACAGACGAAGAGACCACUGCCGCUGAUGAUGCCCCUCCACUUGCCACCCCUCUGGUUUCCCAUAACAAGAUCCUUGAAGCGCCACUUGCUGGCAUUGAUCCCAAUGCUCGUCGCGCUGACUUCCGCUCCCCCGGUGCUAUGAAUCUACGCGAGGUCUUUGAUGUCGGAUACGCUGUUCACAGACAAGAAGAAGAGGCCAAACGCCGCAAAGCCGGUUUCAAAGUCGGAUACCGAGGCGCAGCUCUCGAUCCCCUUAGUGAAGUCGAACCUGCCGAGCAACAAGAGUAUAGCGGUGAUGACUCUGAAUUACACGGUUAUUAUGACCAUGGAGGCAACCCCAUCCCAACCAUGCCUUACAACAGAGCUCAGGGAGGUCAACAGCGGCAACAACCCACCGGAUAUAACCCUGACGUAGCUGCUGUUGAGAGCAAAUUACGUGGUACCAAUAUCAGUACAAGUCAACAAUCACAGCAAAUGAGCGCAGCUGCUCAAGCCCGUCGUGCGGCCGGCGCAACUGCUGCCAGGCAGCAACAGCAACAACAACAACGAGGCCGUCAACAAUAUCAGCAAGGCGGCUAUGGCCAACACAGCGCAGCUGUAGCAGCUGCUGCCAGAGAAAACGCAGCUCGGUCAGCACAACAGCCAUUCGAACUCAGCCUAGAUAAUGCCACAUUACUAGGAAGGAGAGGAAGGAGGAUGGCUGGACAACCCGUGUCUUGA
Molecule: messenger RNA, 1953 nt
Organism: Trichophyton benhamiae CBS 112371
Lineage: Eukaryota; Fungi; Ascomycota; Eurotiomycetes; Onygenales; Arthrodermataceae
Exons: 4
Coding region: 1-1953 (650 amino acids)
Biological process (GO): protein phosphorylation; mitotic DNA damage checkpoint signaling
Cellular component (GO): nucleus
Molecular function (GO): protein serine/threonine kinase activity; ATP binding
Source: RefSeq, a predicted model, not a curated record